Lachancea lanzarotensis is the source of this 2256-nucleotide messenger RNA. It is a transcript of the gene MES1, whose product is annotated as LALA0S10e00958g1_1. Bases 1 to 2256 code for a protein of 751 amino acids. The transcript has a single exon. Lineage: Eukaryota; Fungi; Ascomycota; Saccharomycetes; Saccharomycetales; Saccharomycetaceae. The record is from RefSeq and is a predicted model, not a curated record. Gene Ontology annotation, cellular component: cytosol; aminoacyl-tRNA synthetase multienzyme complex. Gene Ontology annotation, molecular function: ATP binding; methionine-tRNA ligase activity. Gene Ontology annotation, biological process: methionyl-tRNA aminoacylation.
AUGUCUUUGACCUUGUCAUUUGAUAGAUCCAAGAAAUCAAACAGUGGUUUAAAAUUGGCGAAUAAUUUGAAGAUCGCUCUUGCCCAGAAUUUAGCUGAUGCCAACUCCAAGUUAACCAUCGAUACAGAGUCCAAUGAGCUAAGACUAACGGUUGCGGGAUCUGAGUUCAGUUUGUUCAACGCCAACGCUAUUUUGAGAUACGUUCUAGCCGACUUUAAAGGUCUUGAGUCUCCAGAAUCGCAUUUUGCCGUUUCGUCGCUCGAAGCUUUGCUGUACCAUCCUAAUGCUCAUAAGGAACAUAUCGACGAAACUGUGAACAAAGCCUUGGAAAACUACUUGUUAGAUUUUACUGAGCCACUUGGUGCUACCAAAUUGAUCACUUUUGCCAACGCUUAUGCCUUGAGUCCCGCCUUGGUGGAGGCUCAUCUAAAAGCUUUACCCGAAGCUGUCUCAGCUGCAAUUGCGAUUGCGAAGUCUUCAGCUCCAAGAGAAUCAUCUAACGCCAAACACACCGGUGCUGUGAAAGUUGAUACCAAUUUUGCGGUCAAGAAACAUGGUGCCGAAAUAUUGCCCAAAGAAGGCGAGCGUAACAUCCUCAUCACUUCUGCACUUCCAUAUGUGAACAAUGUUCCUCAUCUAGGGAACAUCGUUGGUAGUGUGCUUUCUGCUGAUAUCUAUGCCCGCUACUGUGAGGCCAGAAAUUACAACACUUUGUUCGUGUGCGGUACAGAUGAAUAUGGAACAGCCACUGAGACUAAGGCACUUGAAGAAAAAUGUACUCCGCAGGAACUUUGUGACAAAUACCACAAAAUUCACAAAGACGUCUACGAUUGGUUUCAGAUUGGGUUUCACCACUUUGGAAGAACCACUACCGAUCAGCAAACCACGAUUGCCCAAGGAAUUUUCAAUGAUUUAAACAAGAACGGCUAUUUGGAAGAGCAAACAAUGAAACAACUGUACUGCGAGGUUCAUAAAUCCUUCCUGGCUGAUAGAUUUGUGGAAGGUACUUGUCCAAAGUGUGGUUACGAGGACGCUCGCGGUGAUCAAUGUGAUAAAUGUGGUGCCUUACUAGAUCCAUUCGAAUUGAUCGACCCUCGUUGUAAGCUGGAUGGUAGUAAACCAAUUCCGCGAUUCUCAGACCAUGUAUUCAUCUCUUUGGAUAAAUUGGAAUCUAAGAUCAAAGCAUGGGUGGAAAAAUCAUCCAGGGAGGGCGACUGGAGUAAGAACUCAAAAACCAUCACCAACUCCUGGCUCAGAGAGGGCCUACAACCCCGCUGUAUCACAAGAGACCUUGUGUGGGGUACCCAGGUUCCGCUAGAGAAGUACAAAGACAAGGUUUUAUACGUGUGGUUUGACGCUCCUAUUGGCUAUGUGUCAAUCACUGCUAACUACACCAAGAAAUGGGAAGAAUGGUGGAAAAACCCUGAAAAUGUAGACUUGUAUCAGUUCAUGGGUAAAGACAAUGUUCCUUUCCAUACCGUUAUCUUCCCAGGUUCUCAGCUCGGUACUGAAGAAAACUGGACCAUGUUGCACCACUUGAGUACAACUGAAUACCUACAGUACGAAGGAGGAAAAUUCUCCAAGAGUAGAGGCGUUGGUGUGUUCGGAAAUAAUGCCAAAGAGACGGGUGUUUCUCCUAGUGUGUGGAGGUACUACUUAGCGUCCGUGAGACCUGAGUCCAGCGAUUCCCACUUCUCGUGGAACGAUUUUGUCGCUAGAAACAAUGGUGAACUGCUUGCCAACCUAGGAAACUUCGUGAACAGAUUAGUCAAGUUCGCCAAUGCCAAAUACAACGGUGUUGUGCCCGAAUAUUCCAUCAGCCAUUUGAAUGAUUUCGAAUCGUUAAAGAAGGAUGUGGAUGCAACUUUGACCAGCUACAUCAGCGAAAUGGAAAGAACUCACGAAAGACGUGGUCUUGAGUUGGCAAUGGCACUCAGUGCCCGUGGUAAUUUAUUUUUGCAAGAGAAUAAACUAGACAACACUCUAUUUUCAGACUUCCCAGACAAGUCCGAUGCUGUUGUUGGUGUUGGUCUCAACCUCAUUUACGCCGUUGCGUCUGUCAUCUACCCAUUCAUGCCUGAGAGUGCCGAAACUAUUUACAGGAUUUUGAAUGCCCCACCUCUACGCAUUGACAGCACUUUCAACCUCAGCAUACAUGGGGGACACAAUAUCAACAAGGCUGAAUACCUCUUCAAGCGUAUUGACGAGAAAAAAAUCGACGAAUGGAGAGGCAUGUAUGGUGGCCAACAAAAAUAA